UUUUUGUGACUCCCUUUGAACUUACAGGUCAUAUGGAACAUGCAAUACUUGAUGGAAGAUAUGACAAGUCUUCCCGACGUUACAAUAUUGAUCCUGGAUGUAACUGCAUAUGUACAUUCAUUUGGUGCCAGCGUAUUCCAUGUUCUCAGGAUGUGCCCUCGUUUAAAAGCACUCAGCAUUAGAUUUCCUUUGGAACCUAACCAACUGGAGGCGCAAACAGUGUUCUGCUCCUCAGACUGCAUAUGUGAUCAGCCACCAAACUGGAAAACCGAAGAACUCCUGCUGGACCGCCUCCAAGACGUUGAAAUUUGGGGCUUCACAGGAACUGAACAUGAAGUUGCUCUUUUGAAACGGUUAGUCAGCUGGGCAACGGUGCUAAAAACGAUGACGAUAAGAUUCCAUGGCUCCGUCACUGAAAGCAAGCGCAAUAGGCUAUGCAAGUUGUUACUAAGCUUCGCCAGGCCAGAAACAUGUUUGCAUGUAGCGCCACUAUUCGAGAAAUAUGCAUUUCUAUAUAUGCACACAUAAAAGCUUGUAGCGCUCCAUCCUGGCGAAGGUUUUAUGCGUUCUAGUAGAAGACUAAAAGGCAGCAACUUUUUUUGCUUGCAGUAGUUGC
Molecule: messenger RNA, 616 nt
Organism: Triticum dicoccoides
Lineage: Eukaryota; Viridiplantae; Streptophyta; Magnoliopsida; Poales; Poaceae
Exons: 2
Coding region: 40-528 (162 amino acids)
Source: RefSeq, a predicted model, not a curated record